CAUCUGAUGACGUUUAUGGCGCCAGAAAUCAAGGGUUUAGUGAGGAGCCCGUGUCUGUCAGCUGGCGGGGUUUCACUGUUAUCUGUGCUAUGUUGGCGGCACCGUGAACAUUAGUCGUUUUCAGGCAAAACCAGCGUCUGUUUAUCCGUCAUUCGUGCUGAUAUAAAGUCGCUUUGGAGUCAAGAUGGUGAUACUACGCAGCAGUGGCGGUGUCGGAGCUGAACCGGUGGCAACAACUCCGAAGAGGAGGUCUAUGGAGUUAGAUACGAGCUCCGAGUUUCUGUCGCUGCUUCCCGCGUCGCAGAGAAAGUCCGCCCGGUUGACCCGGUCCUCCCGGGCCCAUGAUGACAGCUUCAGCAGUCCCGAAAACACCACGGCGAACGGACAUGCUGAUAUGAAGCAGAACGAGGGAAGUGGUCUCCAUCACUCUCUGAGGACCCGGGGGCAGAGAUGUAAACUAGAGGUCUCUUUUUCUGACAUCCAACCAAAGACCAGCUCCCCUGUGAACGACGACAAGGCUGGAGGAUGCUGCACCAGGAAAUCUUCCAGGCUGCAGAGAGACGGGAAAGCAUGCACUGGCAAGCAGCAAGCAGAUGUUCCAGAUGAAGUGGAGGGGUCGUCCACUCCCAAGAGGAGCCGCUUUAAUCUACAGAGCCGAGAAGAGGAGGAAGAGGAAGAUCGCUCCGUGCGACGUAGUUCCCGAAUCACCAGAUACAAACUGAAUUCCCGCAACCAGUCCGUGCUCUAUGACCGCCUCAUCACCAAUACUGCUGAAGCUGUUCUCCAGAAGAUGGACGACAUGCAGAAGAUGAGACGCAGACUGCGAGAUAGAGACACUAAAGAGGAGCUCGGCAUGUACACCAGAGGCAGAAUGAGAAGCUCUCUGAGGACGAAUGUGGACAGUAAGGACACCGAGAAGGAGAACCAAGGGGGAGAUGAAGCUGGUCAAGAGGAAGAUGGAGAUGGAGAUGAUGAUGAAGAGGAAGAAGAAGAAGAAGAUGAUGACGAUGAUGAUGAUGAUGAUGAUGAAGAUGGCGAGGAUGAGGAAGAAGAAAAUCAGAGACGUUAUGACUUCAGACAGCGAAAGACUGUGGUUCGAUACCAGGCCCCGCAGGAUGAACCCAGAGAGCCCAGGAAGCGCAGUUUGUACUUCAAGGAACACUCGUCUCCAACCAGACGCAGGUUUAGAUUCAGCUCCACGGCCCCCAGGAGCCCCUACAACAGGAGAACCAGCAGGAGUAGUUCUGAUAGGAGGAGGCAUGCCAUCCACAGUAGUGACUCCACGUCCUCAUCUUCAGACGACGAGCAGUUCCAGAGACGGAGAAGUAAGAACAGGAGCAGGUCGGUCAACAGAUGUCUGCCUAUGAACCUUGUGAAAGAAGACCUGCUGGGCAUCCACAAAGACAGGAUGAAGAUCGGAGCCAGCCUCGCUGAUGUGGACCCCAUGCAGAUAGACAGGACGGUGCGUUUUGACAGCAUUGGAGGCCUGAGCAGACACAUCUCGGCACUGAAGGAGAUGGUGGUCUUCCCUCUCCUUUACCCAGAAGUCUUUGAGAGGUUCAAGAUACAACCUCCCAGGGGCUGUCUAUUUUACGGUCCUCCAGGCACAGGGAAAACACUCGUAGCCAGAGCACUGGCCAAUGAGUGCAGUCAGGAGGAAAGAAAAGUGUCUUUCUUCAUGAGGAAAGGAGCUGACUGCCUCAGUAAGUGGGUUGGAGAAUCUGAGAGACAACUACGACUGCUUUUUGAUCAGGCGUACCAGAUGCGUCCAUCCAUCAUCUUCUUUGAUGAGAUUGAUGGUUUGGCUCCAGUCAGGUCGAGCCGUCAGGACCAGAUCCACAGUUCAAUUGUGUCGACCUUGUUGGCCCUCAUGGAUGGAUUAGAUGCCCGGGGAGAAGUUGUCGUCAUAGGAGCUACAAACAGACUGGACUCCAUCGACCCAGCUCUGAGAAGACCAGGACGCUUCGACAGAGAGUUCCUCUUCGGCCUGCCAGACAGAGAGGCAAGAAAAGACAUUCUGAAGAUCCACACCAGACAGUGGACUCCACCACCUUCGGACACUUUUCUGGAAGAACUGGCAGAUAAAUGUGUCGGUUAUUGUGGAGCAGACAUCAAGGCAGUUUGUUCAGAGGCUGCCCUGUGCGCACUCCGGCGUCGAUACCCACAGAUCUACUCCUCAUCACAGAAACUUGUGCUUGAUGUCAACUCCAUCGCCAUCACAAACAAAGACUUUAUGUCUGCCAUGUCCAAAAUGGUGCCUGCUUCCCAGAGGGCCGUAGUGUCACCAGCCAAGGCCCUGAUACCUGCCGUCCGUCCUCUGCUGAGCGCCGCCCUGCAGGAUGUCCUCCACACAGUCAGCAGAGUGUUCCCACAUGCUGAACAGGGCUUAAAAAGGAAAGGGGAGGAAGAUCUGGCCUGUGGUGUGUUUGAGGAUGAUCUGAUGUUCAGUGAGGAUGAGGACUCAGAAGUCCUCUUCAAUGGAUCGACCUCUCAGUCCCAACUCAAAACACCUGCUGUUAAGGGACUCCUCAACCUCAACAGAAGUGUGCUGAGCCACCCGACCUCCUACCGUCCCAGGCUGCUGUUGGAGGGCAGAUCAGGGUCCGGUCAGAGCUCCCACCUGGCUCCAGCUGUCCUCCACGCUCUGGAGAAAUUCACUGUCUACACACUGGACAUGGCUGUGCUGUUUGGAGCCAGCGCAACUGCCCCUGAAGAGGCUUGUGCUCAGAUCUUUGUUGAAGCAAAGCGGACUUCUCCCAGCAUUUUGUACAUCCCUCACAUCGGACAGUGGUGGGAAACUGUGGGUCCAGCCUUAAGAGCCACCUUCCUCAGCCUGCUCAGCUCCAUCCCUGCCUUCGCUCCCAUACUGCUUCUGGCUACCUGCAGCCUGCGAUACGACCAACUCAGUAUGGAGGUGCAGGAGUUGUUUCGGGUGGAGUAUGGAGAGGUUUUCCAUAUGAGAGUCCCCACCAACAGAGAAAGAAAGAGCUUCUUUGAAGAUCUGAUCCUCAAUCAGGCUGCCAAGGGCCCCUCCUCAAAAAAGAAAGCUGUGCUCAAUGCGUUAGAGGUGCUUCCCGUUGCCCCUCCGCCUCCCCGACGUCAGCUGACAGAGGAGGAGACCCAAAGAUUGGAGGAGCAGGAGGAAGAUACCCUCAGAGAGCUCCGUCUCUUCCUGCGCGAUGUCACCAACCGCCUGUCCCAAGAUAAACGCUUCAAGGCUUUUACAAAGCCUGUGGAUUUAGAAGAGGUACCAGAUUAUGCCGAAGUUAUCAAGAAGCCCAUGGACCUGUCAACAGUUCUCUCUAAAGUCGACCUCCAUCAGUAUGGGACGGUCAAAGAGUUCCUCCAAGAUGUGGAUCUCAUCUGGCAGAAUGCCCUCGAAUACAACCCAGACAGGGACCCCUCAGACCGUCAGAUCCGCCACAGAGCAUGUGCGUUGAAAGACACCGUCCACGCUAUCAUCAGAGAUGAACUGGAUGAAGAUUUUGAGAAGAUUUGUGAGGAGCUCAAAGUGUCACGCAGCACAAGAGAAUGCUCCACUGUCCGGUUCGCUCCAUCCUACUACCACGUCCUUCCCAAACAGUCCAAACCUCCUGCUGAGGCCAAGAUCGCUGACAUGACCCCACAAAGAGAGCCGACUGGACCCACAGCUGCAGUUACUCCCAAUACAAGUGCCCCAGCUGUUACUAUACUUAAAAAUACAGGCCAGAAGAAGAAAAGACGGAGGAGCCGGUGGUCUGCUGGCAACUAUGCAAAGAGGAAGUCGUCCUCUUCUCCUCACACGUCCAGAGAUGAUGGACACUUGGGGUCUGAUGAGGAUGAGGCAGAUGGGGACGAUGAGGAGGAGAAUGAGAAGGGAGGAGGAACAGAGUGUGAUGAAGGGACUGGAGGAGAGGAGGAGCAGAUGGUUGUUGAAGUAAAGUCAGGGUCUGCACCAGCUCAGGAAGGUAGUUCAGGGCCCACUGAGAAGGAGAAGGGCAGACCAGAGGAGAUGAGUCAAGCUGCUGAAGACAAGAUCGUCCUGUGUGAAACAGGGAAUGCAGAAAAUGGUGAUGAAGAAAAGGUGGAUAAGGAUCAACAAGGACAGUCAGAGAAAAACAGCAAAGCGUUGACAAAGGCAGGAAAUGAGAACAGUGGAACAUUUUCAGUGAACACUAACCAGGACAGUCACACUGAGACAGAGGCAGAUACCGAGGGACAAUCCAAUACAGAGGAGAGCGGUGAAUCUGAGAGUGACAAAUGUCAAACUGCAAUAGAGGCAGACGACAAGGACAACAAUGUGGCAGAGCAGAACAGCCCCGCUGAGCCAAUGGAGGUGGAAGCAGCACAAACCUCAUCCACAAACGUCUCUGCAGCUGUUAGAGGAGAGGAGAACACAGGCGCAGAGAGGAGCAUGAGGCGAAUAACUCAGGCUCUAAAGAACGCUGUGCAGCAGCAGCAGCAGCAGCAGCAGAUGAUCGACGUGGACAAGGCUCUGCAGAUCGUGAACCAGGAAACUCCUCCUCUGGUGGUGGACAGAGACAAGUUAAAGGAGCUGUUGGAGAGAGUAGUGACAAAGACUGAAGGCUACGAGGUGUACAAACUGGAGAAACUCUAUGCUCUGCUCUGCCAGAGUAUCUAUAGACACAGGCGAGACUACAACAAAACGGCACUUAUACAGGAGUUGGAACGAGAGAUUGAAGACUUCUGUUGACUCAGCAAGAACAGUGUGAUCAUUUUUAUUAUUAUUUUUAUCUUCAUCUUCCUUUUAGCUGUGUAAAUAUAAACGCUGGUUCUAUUUUCAUAGAAACCUACAGACAAUAGCAAUAGCUAAAUCUUUGUAUUACCUCUGUUUAUAUUUAAUUAAAUGGAUUUCCUGUAAAUGUCA
Molecule: messenger RNA, 4867 nt
Organism: Larimichthys crocea (large yellow croaker)
Lineage: Eukaryota; Metazoa; Chordata; Actinopteri; Sciaenidae
Gene: atad2
Product: ATPase family AAA domain containing 2
Exons: 30
Coding region: 185-4693 (1502 amino acids)
Biological process (GO): nucleosome assembly; transcription initiation-coupled chromatin remodeling; nucleosome disassembly
Cellular component (GO): nucleus
Molecular function (GO): ATP hydrolysis activity; ATP binding; chromatin binding
Source: RefSeq, a predicted model, not a curated record